AGAUCCUGGCGUGUGUGUUUGUGUUUGAGAUGCAGAAGGGCUUCUGUUGGGUGAUUCAGCUCUUCAGCCUGGUUUGUACAGUCAAAGGAUACUAUGACCCAAAAGCAGUGAGUGACAAGACCUGCAGCCUCCCAGUAGAGGAGGCCGGGAUCAUCUGGGACAGUAUCUGUUUUCUCUGCCUGCUGCUGCAGAGGAGGGUCUUCCUCAGUUUCUACUUCCUGCAUGUGGUGGCAGAGCUGCAGGCUUCUGCCAAACAGGCCUCUAGGGGGUUCGAGCUCUUCAAAGCCAGUAUUGUGAAGAACAUCAAGUUCCACCAACAAGCUGAGAAGAAAUCUCUGUCACAGCUCAAGAGAUCGAUGCAGAGAAUUCGCUCCAAGCAGCAGAAGUGCAGAGAUGGACACAAAACAAGUGGAGAUUCCAACGAGAGUCAGACUGUCGAGACCCAGACAGACAAGAAAAAGUCGAGGAAGAAAAAGUGGCACCAGCCGUGGUUGGACCAUGCUACAGUGCUCCACUCAGGAGAGUACUACCUGUUUGAAUCAGACAGUGAGGAUGAAGAGGAGCUACAGUCUGAAGAACAGAAGCCUCAGAAACAGACUGCCUGUCAGUUGAGCAGGCCUCCGUGA
Messenger RNA from Morone saxatilis (striped sea-bass), 626 nucleotides. RefSeq names its product piezo-type mechanosensitive ion channel component 1-like. The record is from RefSeq and is a predicted model, not a curated record. The coding region runs from base 30 to 626 and encodes 198 amino acids. The transcript is spliced from 7 exons. NCBI's taxonomy places the organism in Eukaryota, Metazoa, Chordata, Actinopteri, Moronidae.